AUCCGUCUCCCUGUGGAGAAGACGUGCGUUGGUGUCAUCUUGGAAUGUUGCUUCAAGUGAACUACUUCGGCGAUCAUUUCUCUCAUACCUGUGUUAGUAGAAUCAGUUGCCGUUGUCGGCAAGAAUGGAUACAGGGCCCACACAUUCUCUCGUCAAAUAUGCGAGUUUGAAAACCGUAGAUCUAAGCUUUGAAUCUUCAAGUCCUGACCAUCGAACGGGAAACCGACCGAAGGCAAGAUUCUAAAUUCAACAAUGAGCCAAAAGGAUGCCGAUAACUCGUGUGCCGACUCGGUCCACACUGACGAGGGUGUUUCAAGCGGUCAUCUAACCACCCCACCCACAGAUCUCGAAGAAGAUGGCUUAACUACAGAGCAAUUAGAACAGAUAUGGAGUUGGAACACGCCAGUUCCUUCGACGUUGAAGAUCUGCAUGCAUGAGUUGGUGACAGAGCAAACGAACAAAGAGCCUAAUCGACCAGCUGUUCAGUCAUGGGAUGGUACAUUUACAUACCAAGAUGUGAACUCCAAAUCCGACCAGCUUGCGGCCCAUCUUAUAUCAGUGGGUGUCGCGAUAGGGUCAAUCGUACCUUUAUGUUUCGAAAAGUCGAAAUGGACCGUCGUGGCUGUAUUAGCGGUCAUGAAAUCCGGGGGGACGUUUGCGCUGAUGGAUCCGAGCCAACCUGAAGGAAGACUGAGAACUAUCGUUGAGCAAACUGGUGCAUCUACAAUUAUUACGUCGAAACUCCAAGAGAACCUAGGUCAACGCAUCGCUCCGAACGCAACACACAUAGUCCUAUCCGCUGAGCAGUUUCAAAACUAUGACACCUCUUCAAGUUUGCCCUCUGUGCCAGUUAGUACAAACCUCUACAUACAGUUCACAUCGGGUAGCACGGGGAAACCUAAGGGUGUUAUUAUAACGCACGAGAAUUAUUCCAGCGGAGCGAUACCACGCGCAAACAUAGUCGGAUAUCGCGCACAUUCGCGUGUUCUUGAUUUCGCAUCCUACGCUUUCGACGUCUGUAUUGACUGCAUGCUCUGCACAUUAUCAGUCGGGGGCUGCCUGUGUAUUCCAUCGGAUGCCGACCGAGUUAACGACCUCAGUGGUGCAAUACGAAAGAUGAACGUCAAUAUGGCUCAUAUGACACCUUCGGUCGCUCGUGUCCUAGACCCUGACAUUAUACCCUCACUCGAGGUCCUUGGACUAGGAGGGGAAGCUAUAUCUGCAGGGGACGCAGCUGCUUGGAGUCGAAACACAAAAGUCAUCAAUGCAUACGGCCCUUCAGAAUGUACUGUCGGUUGCGCCGUAAAUGGCGACGUCGGCGCUGAAAGUCAAAAGGCUCAUGUUAGUAUUGGUAGAGGAGUUGGAGGAACACUGUGGAUUGUUGACCCUUCUAAUCAUCACCGAUUGAUGCCUGUGGGUUCAGUGGGUGAACUUCUAGUUGAAGGCCCUAUAGUGGGACCUGGGUAUUUAAAUGAUCCUGAAAGGACAGCUAUAUCGUUCAUCGAUGAUCCGAAAUGGCUUCUUGCUGGAAGCCCGCAGAACGAAGGUCGCAGAGGACGACUGUAUAAAACCGGAGAUCUUGUACGAUACGAUUCAGACGGAACAAUUAUCUUUGUCGGUCGAGGCGACCAACAAGUAAAGCUACGCGGCCAACGCAUAGAAUUAGCAGAAAUCGAGUACAACAUGCGAGAUAAAUUACCACCGGGGACUCGGGUUGUUGCUGAAGUUAUCAGACCUGGUGGACCUGCUGGAGAGCCAACACUAGUCGCAUUCAUCGCGGAACGCGCAGGACUUGUAUCAGAAAUAGACACUCUCCUCGGGUCAUUAUCUCCACAGGUCCUAGAAUCUCUCAAGGAUAUGAACACGGCACUUUCGGAAAAUUUACCGAUAUAUAUGGUCCCAGCAGCAUAUAUUCCAUUAGAAGUCAUGCCUUUGCUCGUAUCAGCGAAGACAGAUCGCAAGCGCCUUCGAGAGCUAGGACACUCACUAAGUAGAAAAGAUAUCGCUGGUUUCGCAUCGGCGACCGUACCCAGAAAGGAACUCUCAACCGAUGCGGAAAAGAAACUCGCUCAGUUAUGGAACCAAGUCCUUGGCCAGGACACCGAAAUUGGUGCUCAUGAUAAUUUCUUCAACAUAGGAGGUGACUCGCUUCGCGCAAUGAAGCUUGUAGCUCAUGCACGGACUCAAGGUAUCGCGCUCACCGUCGCUGGCAUUUUCGCUAACCCAGUGCUCUCGGAUAUGGCCCUCAUCGCGAAACCUGGAUUUAGUGAAGUUAGCGUUGGGAUUCCGCCGUUCUCUCUACUUAGUGAAGCCUGGUCCGAAGAAUCCGCUCGACAAGAUUGUGCUGCUCUCUGCGAUAUUGAUCCUUUAAGAAUCGAAGACAUAUAUCCCUGCACGCCUCUACAAGAGGGACUUAUGGCUCUGUCUGCUAAGAUCAGCGAAGCCUAUGUCGCACAACGUGUAGUCGAGCUUGCAAAUGAAACAACAGCGCAGAAUCUUGCAAAGGCUUUCGAGAAGGCAUCCAUGGAUUGUGCAAUCCUUCGAACAAGAAUUGUCCAAGUUUCCGGUUAUGGAUUGAUGCAAGUAGUUGUUAAAGAUGAUUUUAACCGCAAGCAUCUUUCCGGUCAAAGUCUUGACGAGUAUUUGGUUCAAGAUCGGAGCGACCCUGUCCAACUUGGCAAACCUUUAGUUAGAUAUGGUGUAAUAACCAAUGAAAAAUCAACGGGAAGGUCGCAUUUCGUCUUGACAAUGCAUCACGCUCUCUAUGAUGGGUGGUCAAUGCCUCUCGUAGUUGAACGGGUCAAUCGAGCAUUUGACAACUUACCAACCGAAAGACCAGCCGAGUUCAAGCACUUCAUCAGCUAUCUAAACAACAUGAACCGCAAAGAUUCGGAGUCAUAUUGGCGAGAACGGCUAGAUGGUGCCGAUGGCGAACAAUUCCCCUCUCUUCCCUAUUCAGGUUAUCAGCAACAAGCCGACUCCCUUUUAGAACACUAUGUACACACCGAAAAACCUACCAGCGGUAACACAAUUGCCACAAUAAUUCGUGGUGCUUGGGCCUUAUUAGUCGCGACAUACACAGCAUCGAAUGAUGUAAUAUUUGGGGAGACACUUACCGGCCGUAAUGCCCCGAUUCCAGGAGUUGAACAGAUAGAAGGGCCUAUGAUCGCGACGAUACCAAUCCGAAUAGCUGUCAACCCUGAAGCUUCUGUCAAGGAAUACUUGCAAGAUAUCCACGACCAAUCAGUUGCUGGGAUUGCCCAUGAACAUUUUGGUCUGCAACACAUAAGACGCCUAAGUCCGGAUGCUCGAGAAGCUUGCGAACUGAGAACUGGUCUUGUGUUACAUCCUAGCACCGAUGCGGAUACUAAUAGUUCUGGCGAUAAACAAUUAGCAGAUGGCUUUGUACCAGCAGGUGAUGCAGAAGCAGCGCAGGAAGCACUCAAAUUCAAUACUUACGCCCUGAUGUUGGUAUGUUCCUUGGAUCCACAGGGCUUUUUAAUCAUGGCGAGUUUUGACUCUAGGACGGUCGCAAGCCCGCAGAUGGAAAGAAUGCUCCGCCAGCUUGGUCAGAUAACGCAGCAAUUUAUUGAAAACCCCAGUGCCAAAUGCGGUCAACUUCAGUCGUUCCUAACUGAGACAGAUAUGUCUGAGCUCACUCGCUUAAGUCGACUCGGCCCAAGAAGCUUUGCUGUCACUGCUUUAGUAUCGGCUGAUUGUGAAGUAUCUGAGACAUGGAUUGUUGAUCCGACUGACAUUGAACGAUUGCUCCCUCCUGGCGCGGUGGGUGAGCUACUUGUGCGAUGCUCUGGAAAUCCCGACUUGGAAUUAAUACCAUCUUCCAAGUGGGCAAAUGAGGGUCACAAUGGUCAAAUAUACAGAACUCAAAAGCUCGCAAAAUAUGACGCAAAUUAUUCCAUAUCUUUCAUUGAACGGACAAAUUCCACCAAAACAUUAACCGCCAGUUCACAACAAAAGCGUGUAUCGGCAACUUCGGCUAAGCAAAAGAGUCUAUUGCAAGCUUGGAGUAGAAUCUUGGCAAUUGAUGAAGACGAAAUUGGAUUAAACGAUAGCUUUUUCCAACUCGGAGGCGACUCAAUCGGAGCCAUGAAACUAGUAUCUGAGCUUCGAUCCAAGGGCUUGGAGUUGACAGUACCUGAGAUUUUUAAGCACAGAACAUCGUACGAUAUGGCGAAGGUACUCAGAGAAGGGAGGCGAGCGGGGGUCAAGUCGAACGAACUGAUUUCAUCCCCGUUUUCCUUACUCAACGUUCCAGGUGUGGAAACAUUUAUCGCAGAUGCUGUUCGACCACAUAUCGCCCAGAAAGAUCAUAAUAUUAAAGAUAUCAUACCAGCCAGGCCAUUGCAACAGGUCGCGGUCAAGGGUACAAUCCAGCUCCCUCGAUACUCUGCACGAUACGAAUUAUUCCACUUUGACGGGCAUGUCGACGAAGAGCGCCUCCUCGGAAGCUGCCAGGAACUUGUAGCCCAGAACGAAAUUUUGCGCACGGUUUUCGUAGAGAGCAGUGGGCAGUGCCUCGGCGUUGUCCUCGAAAAGCUUGAAGUGGCAAUCGAAAAAUACGAAAUCGAAGGGGAUUUAGACUCGUUCGCUCACAAAUUAUGUGAUGUUGACGUCCAGACUAAAAUGCCUUUAGGUUCAGCUUUCGUGAAGUUCGUAUUUGUCCGAGGAGAGGGAACCAAGAGUUGUCUCAUCUUACGCAUCUCCCACGCACAAUAUGAUGAGGUCUGUCUCCCCGGCCUCAUACACCAGCUAGCAUCCUUGUACGACGGCAAGCCCGCUUUAAAUUCCAUCCCAUUCUCGUCUUUCGUAUAUCACGUCGUCGGGAAAGGUAUUCCGCAGAGCAUUCCUUACUGGCGAGACUUAUUGAAGGAUAGCUCUCUCACGAUUCUGCGACCUAAUCUACCUCUGAGUUCAAAGACCCCUGCUGCAGUCACCCGAACAAUUGAUAUAUCUGCACGGCUUAAGGAUAUAACGGUCGCUACGCUGCCUACCGCGGCAUGGGCUCUGUGUCUCGCGAGGCGCCUCAAGCUACGGGAUGUCGUAUUCGGCGAAGUGGUUAGCGGUCGGAAUAUCGACUUCGCGCACGCUGAUGCUGUCAUGGGACCGACAUGGCAGUAUGUUCCUGUGCGCAUACGAUUCGAGGAAGGAUGGCGGGUUAUAGACCUGCUUCGACAUGUACAGCAUCAGCAUAUCGCGAGCGCGGAGCAUGAAUGUAUGGGACUCGCUGAAAUAGCACGCGACUGCGACGUGGGUUGGCCCGAGGGUAUCGACUGGUUUGACUCGGUGGUACAUCAGGAUGUGAGUCACGUCGAGAAUUUGAAGCUGGGGGGAGAGCUUGGAGCCAUAGACUGCCGCCUCGAGACUGUAUAUCCGCAUCUAGAGCCACUGAGAGAGUGGAAGGUACAGGCCUUCGUCGAUGGGGACAAUAUGACGCUGGAAAUAGUCACAUUCCAGGAUUGGAUAGGGGUAGCGACAGGCCUGUUGGAUGAACUAGAAGAAAUCAUGGGGACAUUAGUGCGAAGGCCAGACGGGCCGAUCUUCAAGUGAGUGAUAUAAGGAUUUAAGUAGAGUAAAUAUCCAGGAUACAUAUAUAGGAACGCAGGUUUUUAAGUAGAUACUUCUUGUUAUAUUAGUCGUUCUUUUAGGGUCAUGGAAUACUUCCCAGAUUUAACGAGUGCCUUAUGAUGCUGGCAUUUUGAUGUGAAGGGGCUUCAGAUAUAGAUGUAAGAUUAAGUAUAAAUCUGAACUUACAGGUACUGUUGGGGGGUAAAUGAUGUUGUAUUAGGAUUAAAGUUGCAGCCCGAGACAGUAGAAAUUUAUUCGAAGCUCCAAUUAGUCAUCGC
Messenger RNA from Hypoxylon trugodes, 5864 nucleotides. RefSeq names its product non-ribosomal peptide synthase. The transcript is spliced from 3 exons. Gene Ontology annotation, biological process: amino acid activation for nonribosomal peptide biosynthetic process; secondary metabolite biosynthetic process. Gene Ontology annotation, cellular component: cytoplasm. NCBI's taxonomy places the organism in Eukaryota, Fungi, Ascomycota, Sordariomycetes, Xylariales, Hypoxylaceae. The record is from RefSeq and is a predicted model, not a curated record. Bases 253 to 5568 code for a protein of 1771 amino acids. Gene Ontology annotation, molecular function: catalytic activity; phosphopantetheine binding.